UUUUUUCAUCAAGCACCGCCCUUCCUAGAUCCUUGCAAGAUGGCUGAAAUGUCUGAAGUGGAUCUGGAUGCUCUAGUGGUCCAGGUUGAGGGACUGGGCCUGGAAGAAAACAAAGUGGGCUCUGGGGCCUAUGGAAUAGUCUUCAAAGUCACAGUCAACGGAAAAAAGUGUAUUGCAAAGAAACUUCACAAUAUCUUGCUCCAAGCUGACAACUACUACCCUCAUGCCCCCACUCAGCAGAGGGAGUUCAUUGUGAGAAAAUUCCGCAAGGAGUGUUGCAUUCUGAAGAGUUUGGAUGAUCCCAACGUGGUCAGCUUUGAGGGAGUCCAUUACGGCCAUGACAAGAACGACAUCAGUCUGAUAAUGGAGAGGCUUCAUUCUGACCUGGCCGACUUUGUCAAGAAGAAUCCCAGCACAAACCUUGCCACUAGAAUCCACAUUCUGUACGAUGUAUCUAAGGGCCUUCGCUACCUUCACUCUCUGACCCCUCCCCUCAUCCACCGAGAUCUCACUGCUCCCAACAUCCUGCUCACUGAGGACCUCACUGCCAAAAUCGGAGACCUGGGCGUGUCCAGGUAUGUGGAUCCAACAGUGCCCACCAUCUUGUCCACUAAUCCGGGACACCUCUUCUACAUGUCUCCGGAAAGCCAGGAAGAGAAUCCCGUUUACACCACCAAGCUGGACAUCUUCUCUUUCGGCAAUCUCAUCAUCCACACCGUCAUCGGGGACUUGCCUAAGGUGUACAGAAUUUCAGCCAGUGAUCCCAAUGAAGCAUUGUACAAGCGUGAGGGGAAAAUAGAGCUGAUGAGAAGAAACACAUCCGUCCAUGUUAAAAUGGGGGAGGAUCACACUCUUUAUCCUCUCGUUGUUCGUUGCCUCCACGACCAACCCGAGCAGAGACCAGCAGUUGAGGAAGUGAGCAGCUCACUCAGAGAGCUGUGUCACAGGCACCCCAGAAUGUCAUUCCUGGAAGCUUGUAAGGCUGGUAAUGUGGGUGUGGUUCAGGAGCUACUGGACGGUGGGGCUGAUCCCAACCAGGCGGAUGAGAAUAACAGAACUGUUGUUCGCUGGGCCAGUUACAAUGGACAUGAUGAGGUGGUGAGGGUCCUUAUUCGAGCUGGAGCUAAUGUCAACACUCUAGACAAGUGGAGACAGUCCCCUCUCUACGCAGCAAGUUUCUAUGGUCACCAGAAGUGUGUGCAGCUCUUACUUGAAGCUGGGGCCAUUGUUGAUGUACAAAUUGAGGUAUUUUCAUGGAGGAUUCUCGAAAAUAGCGAAAAUUAAGCGUCUCGAAAGUUAUGCACUAUACGAUAUUGAUCAGUGGACUGCGUGGAGUCAUUCAAUUGACUCGAUUAAACCAUAGAUUG
Molecule: messenger RNA, 1367 nt
Organism: Halichondria panicea
Lineage: Eukaryota; Metazoa; Porifera; Demospongiae; Suberitida; Halichondriidae
Product: serine/threonine-protein kinase TNNI3K-like
Exons: 5
Coding region: 40-1284 (414 amino acids)
Biological process (GO): protein phosphorylation
Molecular function (GO): protein binding; ATP binding; protein serine/threonine kinase activity
Source: RefSeq, a predicted model, not a curated record